CCCAAUCCAUAAUCUCUAAAGCCUAAAACCCUACGAAAGCAGGAAGUCUAAACCCCCUCUCUCGUUUCCUCCUGACUGAAACUGUCAGUAUCUCUGUACCUCCAACUUCCGGCCAGCCAUGUAUCGAAUAGCUUCAAAAUUAGCUUCCUCCGUCGCUUCUUCCACUACCAAGAAACUGAUUGGUAGUAGGAUUAUAUGCAAUAGGAAUUAUGCGGCGAAAGAUAUCAUCUUUGGGGUUGGGGCUCGCGCCUCUUUGUUGCAAGGUGUCUCUGAGGUUGCAGAGGCUGUCAAAGUUACCAUGGGACCAAAGGGUCGCUAUGUGAUUAUUGAGAAAAGCGGCAAGAAUCCCCAGGUCACAAAGGACGGUGUUACUGUUGCAAAGAGCAUUAGUUUCCAGGACAAGUACAAGGAUGUGGGAGCAAAUCUCGUGAAACAGGUUGCGAGAGCAACUAAUACUGCUGCCGGAGAUGGUACAACAUGUGCAACUGUCUUGACCCAAGCAAUACUCAUAGAGGGUUGCAAGUCCAUAGCUGCUGGGGUAAAUGCAAUGGAUUUGCGCAGUGGUAUCAAUAUGGCAGUUGAUGCUAUUGUUACUGAUCUGAAAAGCAAAGCAUUGAUGAUAAGCACACCAGAAGAGAUUACACAGGUUGCCACUAUUUCUGCCAAUGGCGAACGAGAGAUUGGAGAGUUGAUAGCAAGAGCAAUGGAGAAAGUUGGAAAGGAAGGAGUCAUUACAGUUGCUGAUGGGAAUACAUUGGAUAAUGAAUUGGAAGUGGUUGAAGGAAUGAAGCUUGGUAGAGGUUAUAUUUCUCCCUAUUUUAUCACUAACCAAAAGACUCAGACAUGUGAAUUGGAAUACCCACUAAUCCUCAUUCAUGAAAAAAGAAUUUCAAACAUGACUGCACUCGUGAGAAUACUAGAGCUGGCCGUAAAUAAAAAUAGACCACUUCUUGUUGUAGCUGAGGAUGUUGAAAGUGAUCCACUUUCCAUGCUUAUACUCAACAAGCAUCAUGCUGGGGUUAAGGUUUGUGCCAUCAAAGCUCCUGGUUUUGGAGAAAACAGGAAGGCCAAUUUAGAAGAUCUUGCCGUUCUCACUGGCGGAGAGGUUAUCAGUGAAGACCGUGGUUUAACCCUCGAGAAAGUCCAACUUGAAACACUUGGUACUGCAAAAAAGGUGACUGUAUCUGUUGAUGACACAAUCAUUCUAAAUGGAGGUGGUGAUAAGAAGCUGAUUGAAGAAAGAUGCGAGGAGUUGAGAACGACAAUGGAGAAGAGUACUGCUGUGUUUGACAAGGAGAAAGCACAGGAGCGGCUGUCAAAACUAUCUGGUGGAGUUGCCGUUUUCAAGGUUGGAGGGGCUAGUGAGGCAGAGGUUGGGGAGAGGAAAGAUCGGGUAACAGAUGCUUUGAAUGCUACUAGAGCAGCGGUGGAAGAGGGUAUCUUGCCAGGUGGUGGUGUUGCUCUCCUGUAUGCUACAAAAGCAUUGAAGAACAUUCUAACGCAAAAUGAAGACCAAAGAAGAGGAGUAGAAAUAAUCCAGAAUGCUCUUAAGGCACCUACAUUCACUAUAGUUCAAAAUGCUGGUUUUGAUGGUGCUCUGGUUCUUGGUAAAUUGCUGGAACAAGAUGAUCACAGAAUGGGUUAUGAUGCAGCCAAAGGUGAAUAUGUUGACAUGGUCGAGGCUGGAAUCAUUGAUCCACUGAAAGUUGUUAGAACAUCCUUGGUAGACGCAGCCAGCGUGUCGUUACUAUUGACAACAACUGAGGCAGCUAUAGUGGACAGUCCAACAGAGAAAACGCCUCCCAGCCGGAUGCCAAAUAUGGAAGAUUAUGGGGGCUACUAACAUGCAGUCGACUAACUCAGGCUUUAGUGCCAAUACGGCAUAUUAUGUAACAAUCUGUUACCCAUGUGGAUUGUAUUUGACCAAAAAGAUCAAAUUUGUGCCCACAACUGCAAAUGGGGACUAGAAUUGAAAUAUUUAGGCAACUACAUUUGUAAAAUUGACAAAAUGAAAUAAGCAGCAAACACAGUAAUAUUUUUUGGCGCCAAUAUAAAAACCAAUGAGUUCUUGA
Molecule: messenger RNA, 2072 nt
Organism: Rosa rugosa (rugosa rose)
Lineage: Eukaryota; Viridiplantae; Streptophyta; Magnoliopsida; Rosales; Rosaceae
Product: chaperonin CPN60-like 2, mitochondrial
Exons: 17
Coding region: 119-1843 (574 amino acids)
Biological process (GO): protein refolding
Cellular component (GO): mitochondrion; cytosol
Molecular function (GO): ATP binding; ATP-dependent protein folding chaperone
Source: RefSeq, a predicted model, not a curated record